UAAGUUUCAAACAGUCACAAUUAUAUGUUAGUCAUCAAACAUUACGGAAAUUUUUGACUUUUUUGGAUCGAAAUAUCUGCUUUUGAGAUAUUGAACAAUUAGACGGAUAUACUUAAUAAUGGAAAAAAGUCAUCGUGAUAUUCUGAAAGCGAAAAGAAUGGAUUUAGAUAGAGAUCUUGAUGUGAAACGGGCUGUGUCAUAUUUGUACUCCCAAAGCAUUUUCACAGAAAAUGAUCACUAUGAGUUUCUGGCCUUAAAAACACCGCAGGAAAGAAGCGAAUUGUUCUUUGAUUUUUUGCCGAAGAGAGGGCCCGAAGCAUUCGAUGCAUUCGUUAAGUUUUUGGACGAAAAGCAACCAUUUUUGAGCAAACUUUUAAAGUCCAGCAUGGAAGAAAGUAAACAGCCUGUUGACAAUAUAUAUUCACCACCAGCAUUUGAUAAGAAACCAUCUAUGGAGUCUGAAGGUGACUUGAAGCCCCAGGAAACUACAGAAGCCUCACCAGCUGAGAGUAAGGAGGAUGGUUUUAGUUCACAAGAUACAAAACAAGCCAAAGAAGAAGGUAAUGCAGAUCAAGGUGAUGGUAGUCGUAGCUCUCGUCUUGUUUUAAAAUCAUCAACCUACAAAGAUGGGGUCAAAUCUGACUUCAUGUACCGCAUGGAACAUCGACCACGUGGUCAAGCUUUUAUUAUUAACAACAAAAACUUUUUACCUGCCUCUGGAAUGCAAAAAUACCCUCGUAAUGGCACAGAUGUGGACGCCGAAGACUUGCGCGAGCUGUUUUGUACAUUGGAGUUUGAAACAGAAGUGUACAAAGAUCAGUCCUCUAAAGACAUUAUAAACCUAUUUCAUAAAUAUGCAUCAAUGGACCAUUCUUCUUAUGACUGUAUCAUCUGUGCGAUUUUGACGCAUGGGGAGAAAGGUUUGAUAUACGGUAUUGAUGGAAAGAUUAACCCGGAGAAGUUAACAACAAUGUUUCAAACCGAAGGUCUUCGUGGCAAACCCAAACUGUUCUUCUUUCAGGCUUGCCGAGGUGAUGAAUAUAUGGAGGGAAAGGACGAAACAGAUGGCCCUCGUGGUGUAGAAAUGCAUGCGAUUGAUGCACCUGGUAACAACAAAAUCACCCUUCCUGUCGAAGCUGAUUUCCUGUAUGCCUACUCAACCGUCCCUGGCUAUUAUUCCUGGCGUAAUUCUCAUCGAGGCUCGUGGUUUGUGCAGGCAAUUGUGUCCGUAUUCAGCGAGCAUGCGCAGACGAUGGACGUGUUGCGAAUGUUGACCCGUGUGAAUGCUGAAGUCGCCAAACAAAGGUCAAAUACAAAUGACCCUUCCUCAGAUAACAAGAAGCAGAUACCAUCCAUAGUUUCACAGCUACGAAAAGAAUUGUACUUCUUUCCAGAAAACGUCUUGGAGGAUAUCGGCGAUAGAACGGCGUGAGGAAAGCAGGAGACGCCAGACGCAAACACGAGAAAAAGUUUUUUGUUUCCUGAAAGAAAACCUGAUCAUUUUUGGAAUUAUUGCAAAUGAAUCUUGCUGCUGAGAGAAGCAUGAAUGUUUCAAGCAGUGCACUUUGGAUAUAACUUCAGCAGGUGGUGGUCAACUCCAGAAAUAUUUUUAGAAUUUUUUAUGUUGUAAAAUCUCGUGAAAAUACCCAAAAUAACCCUUGCUGAAAUGCGAGCAACUCUCGAUAAAAGUUAUCAGAUGUCUUCAAACUUAUUCCAAUAGUUUUUUCCUCCAAGAUUGUUUCUCCCCUUUACUGAUAUGCUUUCAUAUUGAUUGACAUUAUUUCUGAAGUUGACCACUACUGGAAGCAGUAACAUGCACUAGUCACUCAGUCACCACACACAUAUAUCUCCGGUAGACAAAGUUUGGAACUGCAGACUUGUGGAAAUCAGAUCCAUAAACAAUGCGUCCACAAUGUUAACACGACUUCACAAGAAUGAAAUUUUUGCAGACUGAUUCAGAAGUGAUUAAUAAUAAAUAGUUUUUGCCAUCUUUUAUAUUUCUGAAUGAAUCUCGUACGCAGGGUCAUCCGGGUUCGAGGUUCAUCUCGCUUUGUUUGUGCUGCAUUCUCCAUCUUCUCUUAGUAAAUAUGGAGUUUCGAAGACCACGGGAACUGCGAACAGUUGAAAAUGAUUACAGACAUUGAGCAUCACUGUUGCUAACUUGCUAUCCCAUUAUGGUAGAUCAACCAUCAAGUUACGCAUGUACACGGACGCUAAGCGUACCUAUUUUAUUUAAAACUAUUACACGAAAUAAAUCUCCGGGCGGAAUUUGUACCUUCGCACGGCGCUCUCAAGAACAAGCUGAAGCCUGAUUAUGGUAAUGAAGUAUUUGACUAAAGAUUUCCAUCUGAUUGGAUGGAUCAUGGACAUACAUUUUAAUCGCGGCCCCACGCUAAUUAAAAGUCGAUAAAAGCGAUCUCCAG
Dendronephthya gigantea is the source of this 2423-nucleotide messenger RNA. Its product is annotated as caspase-3-like. Gene Ontology annotation, cellular component: cytoplasm. The record is from RefSeq and is a predicted model, not a curated record. Gene Ontology annotation, biological process: regulation of apoptotic process; proteolysis; apoptotic process. Bases 119 to 1432 code for a protein of 437 amino acids. The transcript is spliced from 5 exons. NCBI's taxonomy places the organism in Eukaryota, Metazoa, Cnidaria, Anthozoa, Malacalcyonacea, Nephtheidae.